ACAUAUCCACAAGAUUCCCACAUGAAACAACUUUCUUCUUCCCGAACAUUCCUGAUCCACAUCAAUCAAAACCGAACCCAGAUAUUUUCUUCCCAAUCUUUAUAUAUUGCUCCCCUCUUCCUUUUAAGACCCACCAUGCUCGGGCUUUAACACCAUCACCGCCACAACAACACAACAUUCAUUGAUCUUUUGGGGCUCAUUCUCAACUAUUAUUUGGGUCGUGAUGAUGGAGGCUGAACGUGGCUUACCAUCGUACUAUAAUGUUCUGGGAGUCAAGGUCGAUGCUUCCACUCAAGACAUCAAGAGUGCUUAUCGAAAGCUUGCAAUGCAAUGGCAUCCGGAUAAGUGGACGAGCACACCUUCUCUAUUGAGUGAAGCCAAGCGUAAAUUCCAGCAGAUUCAAGAAGCUUAUUCCGUUUUAUCAGACCAGAGGAAGAGAACUCUGUACGAUUCUGGAUUAUAUGAUCCCGAUGAUGAAGACGAUGAGGGCUUGUCUGAUUUUAUGGCUGAAAUGAUCUCCCUUAUGGCUCAAACAAGGGAAGAGGAGAAAGUUUGCAGCCUGGAGGAGCUGCAGAAGAUGUUGUGGGAUAUGGCACAAGAAUUUCACUCACCGCCGUGGUUCUGUGGACCGUCUGGGGGGGUCGAAGAGGACGAAAUGGGAUCCGAGUGGAUUGGGUGUAACAGGGUUCAAUAUGUACGAGACUCGAAGUUGUUGAACCCCAUGGAUGAGGCUGGCUCCCUUUUUGUUUGGGGAUUUUAACACCACUUCUCCUUGAGAAAACUGUAGCUGUAGUUGUGUGUAUCUAGAUUUUACUGGUUUGAAACAAUAUGGGCCAUGUUAAUCUCGUUUUUGAAUAAAACACCCCUUGAUUUUCUUUUUGGGACCA
Molecule: messenger RNA, 887 nt
Organism: Hibiscus syriacus
Lineage: Eukaryota; Viridiplantae; Streptophyta; Magnoliopsida; Malvales; Malvaceae
Product: chaperone protein DnaJ-like
Exons: 5
Coding region: 224-760 (178 amino acids)
Source: RefSeq, a predicted model, not a curated record